This is a messenger RNA of Xenopus tropicalis (tropical clawed frog), 1008 nucleotides long. Its product is annotated as rhodopsin, GQ-coupled a. The transcript has a single exon. Gene Ontology annotation, cellular component: plasma membrane; synapse; membrane. Gene Ontology annotation, molecular function: G protein-coupled receptor activity. Gene Ontology annotation, biological process: signal transduction; G protein-coupled receptor signaling pathway. The record is from RefSeq and is a predicted model, not a curated record. NCBI's taxonomy places the organism in Eukaryota, Metazoa, Chordata, Amphibia, Anura, Pipidae. Bases 1 to 1008 code for a protein of 335 amino acids.
AUGUUUGCAGAUCUCAACCAGACAAACUGUAGUAGCUGCACCUGCUCUGCUGGAAACCGGAUAUUCAGGGUCAGCUUUAUGAUCGCCCUGAUUCUGGCCAUCCUGCUGGGCAACUCAGUCAUCCUGGCAGUGUUCCUGGGCACCAAGCAACUGCGCACCCCACAAGGUUACCUGAAGGCUUCCCUGGCAGUGGCAGACCUGGCGCUGGGUAUCCUGGUAGUUCCCUUCUCUGUUUAUGGGGAGAUGACUCUGCUCUUCACCAACUCCUCCAGUCCACAUGGUGCCACUCAGGUACUUGCUGUGGGCUCCUGGCACCCUUGUUACCUGGUUGGUCCAGUGUUUGCCGGCUGCACCUUGGUAUCCAUCAGCACCAUCUUCCUACUCACCUUAGAGAGAAGCAUUGCUAUUCUCAAGCCUCUUCACAAGGAGUCAGUGAUUACCAGGAAAAGGACAUUGCUCCUCAUCCUCCUCUCCUGGGUAUCCAGCUUCUUCCUGGCUAUGAGCCCCAUCAUCUUCAGCAAGGGGGGGAUAGUUGUGGAAUAUAAUCACUGCAGUCGCAUGUGCAACUAUGCCCUUGCCCCAGCCUCUCCUUCCCAUGUCUGGCAAAUACUCUUGCUUUUUCCUGCAUUUGACUUCAGCCUCCUUGGGGGCACCCUGAUUAUAAACGCCCUGUCCCUCACCACUAUACAUCAGUAUACACGCAGGAGGAAACUCUUAUCUGGAGCAGACCAGGAGAACCUCAGUUUCUCUGACAUCAAGGCUGCCAAGACCAUAGGGACCCUGACUAUUGCCUUCACUGCCUCCUUUACCCCCAUAGCUGUGUUUGUGGUUGGAGAUGUGUUGGGGUACAAGUGGUGCACCUUCUCAUUCUUUGCCUUUUGGAUCCUGGCCAGCAAUAGCUGCUGUAAUGUGCUCAUCUACAGUGUGUGCGACCAGCGGUUCCGCGAGGGUGCGCGCCAGCUCUAUGUCACCCUGCGCAGCUGGUGUUGCUGCAGAAGUUCUCGUUGA